ACGCAGCUGUACCAAGAAUUAACGAAGUGUUCUAGUUAUGUCUUUUGAAAUUAACUGGGAGGCAUUGACUUCUGACAGCUCCCUUAAUGAUAACUUGAAAAACUUUCUAGAUGAGCAAUUCAACUCUAUCACUCUUCCUUCGUUUAUUGAUAAGUUAUGUGUAUCUGACUUUUCCAUGGGGUCAGCUCCACCAGAGAUAACCAUAAGACAUAUUGGCACUCCGUUUGAAGAGUUUUAUACUGAGUCAAUUUCUGAUGACGAGUGUCGACGAGAGCCUGUCACUAAGACUGGUCUGCUGGAUGAAAGUAACGAAUCAUCAUCGAGUGAAGAUGAUGACGACGACUCAAGACAUGCGCAGAUAAAAGCUGGCACUAACAAUUCAAUGAAUGAUUUUGAAUUUUCAUAUAAUGACACAGAUGGUUCAAUGAGAGGCCAAGAGACAUCCAAAAGGUUACAUAAUUACAGCAUGAACAAUUUGGGAUUGGGCCCUCAAGAAAGAGAAACACCAACUACCUUUUUCAAACCCAGUGCUCUCAAUAUUUCUUCACAUUCUAGUUCAAAAAGCGAAACUAAUGUAGAUACAUCUAAUGAUAUUCAAUUUGUAUUAGAAAUUGAUUAUCGUGGCGACAUCAUGAUUGAGAUCUCAGUUAAUUUGUUGGUAAACUACCCGUCAGCCCAGUUUAUUACACUUCCAAUUAAAUUGAAAAUAACUGAUUUGGAGAUCCAUAGUUUGGCUGCACUUGCUUAUAUCAAUAAGAAUGUCUUUGUCUCGUUUUUGUGUGAUCUACAUACAGCAAAAGCAGAUUAUUUUUCGAUACCUAACGAUCAGAGGUACAACGCAGUCAAUGGUGCAAGAGCCUCUGGAAUUUCAUUUCAGGAAGGCAAUUUUGUAGAUUAUGCUGCUGCAAACAAUAAAGAAAGAAUAGAUGUUAUCCGCAACGUGAAGAUCGAUACAGAAAUUGGUGAAAACGAACAUAAUGUACUCAGAAAUGUUGGGAAGGUUGAAAAAUUUCUCGUCGAGCAGUUGAGAAACAUUAUUCGAGAUGAAGUUUGCUGGCCUAGCUGGGUGUGCUUUGGCUUAAACGAAGAAGAAUAAGGAUUUCGAGUAAGGGCAAUUUCAUUUUACAUGACAUCUAGAUCUGGCGGUGAUUUUCUGUUUCUUAAGAUACAUACAUAUGUUUGUCCUUCAAAAAAAAAAAGACAUGUUAGAUCAAAUGAUUAAUCAACUCGCUCUUUGUUUGUAGAUUUAUUAGAGGC
Messenger RNA from Metschnikowia bicuspidata var. bicuspidata NRRL YB-4993, 1257 nucleotides. RefSeq names its product ERMES complex subunit. Gene Ontology annotation, cellular component: ERMES complex. Lineage: Eukaryota; Fungi; Ascomycota; Pichiomycetes; Serinales; Metschnikowiaceae. Gene Ontology annotation, molecular function: lipid binding. Bases 38 to 1096 code for a protein of 352 amino acids. The record is from RefSeq and is a predicted model, not a curated record. Gene Ontology annotation, biological process: phospholipid transport; mitochondrion organization. The transcript has a single exon.